ACGUCACCCGCGAGUCGAUCGUCGACGAUUUCUCGGGACGUUCGAGUUAGAUUUCAUUAAAAAUUUCAUUUGUUAUGAACUAAAAUAAAUUAAAAAAAUGAGGAUCACAAAUGUGCGAAGGGGCCGGAUCAUCCGCAUGGGAGCGGCGUGCGCGAUUCUAUUACUUCUACUAUUCGCUUUGCAUAAGUGGUCCACGGAUACUGGUGCUGUUGAAUUCGAGCGAGAAUUAAAUUUGGAGUCCCAGUCUGCAUUUUAUAAAUCACAUCGUGACGUUUACCCGACUUUGAAGACAGAACUCGGCAACUUCGAGCCGAGAGACCUGCAUGUCGUGAAAGGCCCCGGUGAAGAAGGCAAGCCCUACCACAUGGCUCAGGACAGAGCCAACGAUAUCGCAGAGUCUGAGGGUGAAUACGGCAUGAACAUAGCAGCCUCCAAUGAUAUCGCUAUGAACAGAUCGAUUCCCGACACACGUCUGGACGAGUGCAAGUACUGGCACUACCCCACAGAGCUGCCAAGCACCUCAGUCAUCAUCGUGUUCCACAACGAAGGAUUCUCAGUCCUCAUGAGAACUGUACACUCCGUCAUAGAUCGCUCCCCGCCGAAUAUUCUACAUGAAAUUGUAUUGGUCGACGAUUUCUCAGACAAAGAAAACUUAAAAUCAAAUCUGGACAACUACAUUAAAAGAUGGAAGGGUAAAGUACGUCUAAUAAGAAACACUCAACGUGAGGGUCUGAUUAGAACACGUUCGAGGGGUGCUCAAGAGGCGACUGGUGAAGUUAUCGUAUUCUUAGACGCUCAUUGCGAAGUAAACCUCAACUGGCUACCACCGCUCUUGGCUCCUAUUUACAGAGACUAUAGAAUCAUGACAGUUCCAGUCAUCGAUGGCGUGGACCACAGAACCUUCGAGUAUAGACCAGUUUACCAACACGGCAUGAACUACAGAGGUAUCUUCGAAUGGGGCAUGCUCUACAAAGAAAAUGAGGUACCAGAUAGAGAAGCAAACCUUCACAAACACAAAUCAGAGCCUUACAAGAGUCCAACACACGCUGGUGGUCUUUUCGCUAUCAACAGAAGAUAUUUCCUCGAAAUUGGAGCUUAUGACCCCGGUCUUUUAGUUUGGGGUGGAGAGAACUUUGAACUGAGUUUUAAGAUUUGGCAGUGCGGCGGUAGUAUAGAAUGGGUGCCUUGUUCAAGAGUCGGGCAUGUGUACAGAGCGUUUAUGCCUUACUCAUUCGGAAACCUUGCCAAGAAUAGGAAGGGAUCCCUCAUCACAAUUAACUAUAAGAGAGUUAUAGAGACUUGGUUUGACGAGGAACAUAAAGAAUAUUUCUAUACUAGGGAGCCAAUGGCGCGUUUCUUGGAUAUGGGUGAUAUUACUGAACAGCUUGCUUUGAAGGAUCGGUUGAAGUGUAAGAGCUUUGGGUGGUACAUGGAGAAUGUGGCUUACGAUGUGUAUGACAAGUUCCCUAAGCUGCCGAAGAACAUUCACUGGGGUAUGGUGAAGAACAAAGCCACUGGAGUCUGUCUCGACACUAUGGGCAAGGGAGCUCCAGCAUACAUAGGCACAGCCUCGUGUCAUGGCUCAGGCAACAGUCAACUGUUCCGUCUAAACGAAGCUGGUCAGCUAGGAGUGGGAGAACGCUGCGUAGAAGCUGAUGUGGACAACGUGAAGCAAGCCUUUUGCAGGCUUGGCACUGUUGAUGGACCUUGGAGCUACGAUGAAGAAAAGAACCACCUCAUCCACCGUCUACAUGGCCACUGCCUCACAUUACAACCGAGCUCACGGCAACUUGGCCUAGUACCGUGUGACCCUAACAACACCUAUCAGAAAUGGACCAUCUCACAUAAAAAACCAAACUGGUGAGAGUAGCCUAAGUAUUAGACCUAAAAAUAAGAUUUCGGUUUAAUUUUUUAGUAUAGAGCGUUGUGCCGCGUUUGAAUCGAUUCGAUUUUUGCAUAAUUCUCAGUGGCGCCACUAUCGCUUUUGGGUGACAUUCCUUUUAAUAUCGAACCGGAAUUGUGAUAAUCGUUGAUGUGUUGUGGAUUUUGUUUUACUUAAUAAUUAAAAUGCAUAAUACUAUGGUGACAAGAAUCAUGUUUUUAUAUAAAAAGGACAUGGCCAUUUCAGUCGUAUUAAAAUUAAUUUGCAAGGUUUAGUAUAAUUUCUUUUUUCAGUUUGGAUUGCUUUAUAUUGAACGGGAAUAAUUUAAAUUAAGCUUUAGUUCUCGUACUGGAGAAUAAACAGUCUUGCAAUAAUUUUGUCACAUACUUAAUUCAGUGUUGCCUUAUACAGCGAUUGUUAUUCUUUGAUUUUAUAUAUAUUUUUUUCGUUUUAACAAAGUUAUAACGUUUUUUUUUUCUUUUCAAUUCUUAUAACUUUAUAAUUUCACAGUUGCCUUAUAUACUUAUGACACAUUUUUAAAUUUUCAGAGUAAAUAUCACACCUGGUUAAAAGUAGAUUUUUUUAGGUUGAUGCUCCGAAAAUUGUUUAGAAAAAUAUUUUAAGGAUCAUCUAAUAUAAAAAUGUCCCUGACCUAAAUUACCCUUUUAAUCUUACAACUGUUACACAAUGCCAAUACAUUCAAUUUACACAACUUACCCAAUCGAUUCAGACGCGACAGGAACGUGCGUGACUGUAACUCCGCCAUUACGUGUAAGAUGAGGUUGCCGAAUGUGGUUCAACUUUAAAAUAGAUAUACAUAAUAUAACCGGCACCCAUUUUAUAAAUUUCGCGGUCAAAUAGGAAAUAUUUAACACUCCCCAGAUUACAAGAUACAAAUAAUUGAUAUAAUUUUACAUUACAUUUGUAAAUUAAAAUUAAAAAACAACUGUUUAAAGUCCAAAAGAUUCUAAUUAAGCUUUUAACUAAGAAUUUUCUUAAUGAACAAGGCUAAAUACGAUAACAGCGCCAACCAUGACACACACAUAUUAUUUUAAUUGUUCCGAAGUGUUUUUUUAAUAUAUGCUACAAAUAUUUUAAAAAGACUGAUUCUCUGUUGAAUAUUCCCUAUUUUUCCGCUUCCGUAAUUAUCUAUAUGUAUUUUUAUCUCUAUUGUCUCUAAUGAAUAUCUUAUUAUCUUUAUUAUGAAAUUAAUUAAUUGUAAACCACGUAAAAUGUUCUUAUGUACUUAAAUUGUGAAACAUACCUGUAAUUAACAAAAAAUCUUAUGAUACACUCUCAGUGUUAUGCUCAAAUUUUGUCAAUAAAUAUAUAUUUUUACUUUUUAACACAUAGCAAACAGUUCACAGAUGUAAUUUUUUAAAGAUAGCAUAGUGCAAUAAUAUUUCUUCCUUCAGAAUCUCUUUUGCAUGACAAAUGACAAAUUAAUUCUGAAUAUUUGUUUAUUUAUUUCUUGUAAUAUAUGUUUAACUGAUUAUAUUGAUGUCUUCCUAAACUGAAUUCCGUAAAGUUGCCUCAGGAGAAACUUCUUUAUGUCUGAUCAUUGAGUGUGUUUUCAAUCUGGUUUAUUACUUCGACUUAUAUAUAAAGGGCUGUCUUAUUGCUAAAUAACUGGAUUUAAGCUACAGAGUGUUUGCAAAGUCAAAAGAGGCAUCUUAUAAAAAUAUUAUUAAAAUAACAACUUCUUAAGCAAUAUUUUUAUUUAAAACAUAUUCGGCUUAUUCUCUAAUAAUAAAAUUUUACAUAAAUAUUAGUAAGGACUGAUAUGUAUAAGGAUACGUUCAGGAAAUUAUGGCAGCACCCUCAAAGGUUGGGUGGAGUAAAUUUUUAAAAUCUAAGGUCUAUUUUAAGCUACAUCUGCAUUAUCGUAGGCAAAAUUGUAGUUUUUGUAUAAUAUUUGUAUUCUUAUUCUUCCAUGUAUGUAUAAUAUAACGUUUUUUUUCAAAUAACUAUGUUUUUAGUGUUAAGAUGUACCAAUGUACUUAGUUGGAACAUAGAAUAUUCAAUUACCAACCGCUGCAUUUAUUUACUGACCGAAUUAAAUCUGAAUACAUGCAAAUCAUUUAAACUCUAUAUUUCAGGUUGUCAUUGAUAUUUAAUAUGGGAUAAUAUUGACUGGGUCUAAAGUCUAAAGGGUCACCGACCCCAACUUAGGUGGACAAAGCCCGGAGAAAGAAGACUAAGUUCAUUUUCUAUAUUUUUCCCUCUGUUAAGGUUAAAGCACUUUUAAAAAAAUAUAUUUAUUUAUAUUGAAUAUUUCCAAGUUUAUAGUAAGAAUUUAUAAGUGUCAUUAUGUUUCUUUAUUUUUAUUUUAAGAUGAGUUAAACUAUUUGAAAUAUUGUGGAAAUUAUUAGGAAAAUUAAAAAAAAAUGGUAGCCAUAAGUCCGGUAUUAUUAUAGUCUCGAAAUUACAGAGCAGAAAACGAUAAAUAUUCUAAUAAAAGGGUCGGAAUUAUUUGUUCUACUAAUGAAUGUUGAUUUAUAUUUAACAUCGCAUUUCCAAUUGGUUUGUGACAGUUUUAUGAUGGCGAGAUGGUUACAAUGCAUUUUACAUUCAAUUCAAUCACUCUACUAUUUUAUAUAAGUACGUAUUUUUAUAUAAAAUAUUAAUAAAUUUAUCUUGUACAUAGAUAUUCUAGAUCAUUUUCCAGGAAGUCAGGUUUUUAUAAUAAAACGUAACGUCGGCACUUCGGCAGUAACUAAAUCAUUGUUUGUUCUUACUACAUGAAUAGUAAUUUUAGAAAUAAGUCAAAAAGCAUGUCUGUGCUGUAUUGCCAGUUAAUUUUUAAAGUGAAACAAUGUUGCCACUGCAAUAAAAUAUCUUGUAAAAAUUGUAUCAGUUAGCAAAAUUACUGUGAUUAUAACUACUUGACAGUUUUUAUAUAUUUUCGAUUGUAGUGUUAAUAAAUUAUUAUUUAUUGUUA
This is a messenger RNA of Spodoptera litura, 4823 nucleotides long. It is a transcript of the gene Pgant7, whose product is annotated as N-acetylgalactosaminyltransferase 7. Gene Ontology annotation, biological process: protein O-linked glycosylation. NCBI's taxonomy places the organism in Eukaryota, Metazoa, Arthropoda, Insecta, Lepidoptera, Noctuidae. The record is from RefSeq and is a predicted model, not a curated record. Gene Ontology annotation, cellular component: Golgi apparatus. Gene Ontology annotation, molecular function: polypeptide N-acetylgalactosaminyltransferase activity.